AUGAAGUUCGUUCAGCUUGUUGGCGCUGCUGGCCUGGCCGGCGCGGUGGCUCUCCCUGCCGCCGCUCCCGACCUGGACCCGGACAUGCUCAACGCACUCUUCGCCGCGCCCACGCCCGCCACGCUGGGCCCGGAGCCGGAUGCGUACAGCUCGACUGCGCCGGCCUUCAACCCCACCACGGUUGCUGCUGUUGUGCAGGCCACCGUCACCGACGACGACACGGCUAGCGCGACUGCCACCGCGACUGCCACGGCGGCUGCCACCGACUCGACGGUUGCCAAGCGCGACCUCACGGCGGCCGAGGCCAAGUGCGCCGAGAACGGCUGGGAUUGCUGCCCUCUGCCCACGGGCACCCUGGAUCUGCCGUCGCCCAACACGGCCGACGCCUUCACCUCGUUCUCGACCUACUCGGACCUGGCCACGGGCGCCACCGCCCCGAGCGGCUACACGCAGGCCUUCAGCAACCAGGACGGCGCCGUCCAGCAGGUUGGCUACCGCGGCGUCUACACGCUCGACUCGUACAGCCCGAGCGACUGCGCCGCCUACUGCGACGCCGACUCCUCGUGCCAGGCCUUCAACAUCUACAUCGAGCGCGACCCCUCGAUCCGCCCUGACUACGACGUCUGCACCAACCCCGACGCCACGGCCAACGUCAAGUGCACCCUCUACGGCUACCCCGUCGCCGCCGAGACGGCCACCAACACGGGCCAGUACCAGGGCGACUUCCAGGUCGUCGUUGCCGCGUCCAACGGCUACAACAAGCCCUACACCGCCCCGACUCUGGACAACUUCAACGCUCCUGUUGGUCCUCUGGGCGGUGCUAUCGAGGACAGCAACUACUACCUGUACGAGCUGUACAACGACGGGCCCUUCAGCCCGGCCGCGUGUGCCGCCGGCUGCCAGGCCAACACUGCCUACAACAAGGCGCACCCCAACUCGGACGGCACGUACAACGCGUGCAACAUCUUCAACGCCUACAUCCUGUACCGCGACAACAACCCCGUCGGCACCGUCUGCUCCUACUUCACCAAGGACAUCUCGGACCCGGCCGCCGAGGCCACCAACGUGGGCCAGUACCAGGGCGACGUGCACGUCACCAUCGGCGAGUCCUACACCUACACCCUGACCACCCAGGACAACGGCGGCGUCGUCGCCGAGGCCGGCACCGGCUGCUCCAACCCCAACGUCUGCGGCACCUACGUGACCUACUACGACCCCAACGGCUUCGACGACCAGGCCCUCUGCGGCUACGACCCGGAGGGCAACUCGGUCUGCGUGCGCAACGGCCUGUGCGGCACCACCACCUGCUCCACCAACGCCGAGUGCGGUGACGGCAAGCUGUGCCUGGCCCAGAGCUGCUGCGGCCAGAACAUCUGCAUCGACGCCUCGACCUACUGCCCCAACGCCGUCCAGGCCACCAAGCGCGCUCUCGAGAACGCUGCUGGCAUGAAGAUGCGCGGCGGCCCCUCCUCCAGGCGUCGCAGCAGCAGCAGCGAUUCCUGCACCGCGCUCAGCUGCCCCAGCGGUGCCGACUCCAGCUCCUAG
Messenger RNA from Diplodia corticola, 1545 nucleotides. RefSeq lists its product as uncharacterized. NCBI's taxonomy places the organism in Eukaryota, Fungi, Ascomycota, Dothideomycetes, Botryosphaeriales, Botryosphaeriaceae. The transcript has a single exon. The record is from RefSeq and is a predicted model, not a curated record. The coding region runs from base 1 to 1545 and encodes 514 amino acids.